Zasmidium cellare ATCC 36951 is the source of this 513-nucleotide messenger RNA. RefSeq lists its product as uncharacterized. The record is from RefSeq and is a predicted model, not a curated record. Lineage: Eukaryota; Fungi; Ascomycota; Dothideomycetes; Mycosphaerellales; Mycosphaerellaceae. The transcript is spliced from 4 exons. The coding region runs from base 1 to 513 and encodes 170 amino acids.
AUGUCCUCCCCACCAUCCCCACCCCUCUUCUUCUGGCGCGAACACGAACACUCCCACGGCUUCCUCUCGCAAUGGUACGAAUCCGCCUUCCUCGUCGACGGAGUCACCUACCAAACCGCCGAGAUGUGGAUGAUGAUUCAGAAGGCGCGUUUGUUUGGGGAUGAGGAGACGGCCCAGAAAAUGAUGCAGACAACUGUGCCGGCGGAACAUCAGGCGUUGGGACGGAAGGCGAGGGGGUUUGAGAGGGGGUUUUGGGAUGAGCAUAAAAGCCGAAUUGUCGAAGAAGGGAACUAUCACAAGUUUACCAAGUCGAAAGAGGAUAAGGGUAUGUUGAGGAAGUUGCUGGAUACGGGGGAUAGGGAGUUGGUUGAGGCCUCUCCAAAAGACCGGAUCUGGGGCGUUGGAUUCGGUGCAGAGAACGCCGAAGCGAAUCGAAAGGACUGGGGAGAGAACCGUCUGGGCAAAGCGAUCAUGAACGUGCGGCAGCGGUUGAGGGACGAAGGGCGUGAGUAG